Molecule: messenger RNA, 4238 nt
Organism: Octopus bimaculoides (California two-spot octopus)
Lineage: Eukaryota; Metazoa; Mollusca; Cephalopoda; Octopoda; Octopodidae
Product: ras-related protein Rab-30
Molecular function (GO): GTPase activity; GTP binding
Source: RefSeq, a predicted model, not a curated record
UCUUGAAUUCUUGGAAUCAUUAUAUGUCUUUUUUAAUAGAAUAAUACUCGCCUCUACUUCUUUUUCUAUUUAAGAUAAAAUGUUUAAGAAUUCAUGCAGUUUAUAAUGAAAUUUUAUCGAUAUUUUAAAAUAUAUUGAGUUCAGUCAAAUUAACGAACAGUUAAUACAGUUUUUGCGUUUAAAUUCAAAAGGAACAGAAAAUUAUAACGUCAAAUAUAGAAAUGUUAAAAAAAACCGGAAGCUAACGGGAUUUACUGCCGAACUUUUUUGGUCACCGUGAAUCUCUGCUUCCCCAGGAAUAUUACUAUUUUUCGCGAAGAUCUUCCAUAAGAAUUCUCCAUGGAAGAUUAUAAAUACCUUUUCAAGGUAGUGCUAAUAGGAAAUGCUGGUGUUGGAAAAACAUGUCUUGUCCGAAGAUUUACACAGGGAUUGUUUCCACCUGGUCAGGGAGCUACUAUAGGAGUAGAUUUCAUGAUAAAAAGUGUUGAAAUUGAUGGGGAUAAAGUUAAGCUGCAGAUAUGGGAUACUGCUGGCCAGGAGCGAUUCCGUUCCAUUACUCAGUCAUACUACAGAUCCGCAAAUGCUCUUAUUGUCGUUUAUGAUGUUUGCUGCCAAGCAUCUUAUGACAGUCUUAUCCAAUGGAUAAAUGAAAUCGAAACUCAUACUAACAGCAAAGUGUUAACUUAUUUAGUUGGUAACAAAAUUGAUCAGAUAAAUCGCAGAGAAAUACCUACUACAAUAGGAGAACAAUUUGCAAAUCGUUACGAGAUGACUUUCUUGGAAACUUCAGCAAAAGAAGCUGACAAUGUUGAAAAGUUAUUUUUUGAUAUUGCACGAGAACUGACGAAACAAGCUAAAGCUCAUGAACUUCGGCCUCAUAAUAACAAAGCGUUUCCCUCUGGGGAGACAACUCCAGUAUCUAGCUACAGUUGUUGUCAAGCUUAAAUUUUAUAUAUUGUUCUGAAACCUCCUCAAUCCAUCAGUUCUAUUAGACCCAAUAAGAUUUGUUUUUAUGUUCCCUAAUUAUCAUUUACAAUGUCCUUUUUAUGUUAUUUCCUCACCUAAAAAUCCUGUUUAGAUGAGGAUUUCUGCAGGGAUGUCUGUUUGCCCUUCUUUUGAUAUAUGUAAUCUGGAGUGAAAUAUAUUUCUUAGCUGUAAUAUAAUAACUCCUUACUAAAGGUGUUUUUUUUUUCCACUGUGAUAUCUUGCCAGCAACCUAUUACUGAAAUUGCUUUGGCAUUAUUUGCUUCACAUUUUAGUAACAACAUAAUGAAAAAAAACGCAUCUGUUAUAUAUAUAUAUAUAUAUAUAUAUAUAUAUAUAUAUAUAUACAUACAUACAUACAUACAUACACGCAUAUAUGCUCAUACCACAUUAGUGCUAUUUUCAGUAUAGUAUCUAAAGGUACUAAGUUAUUUUGUAUCUCCUACUACUAAAUCUUAUUUAUAUAAUUCUUUUGAAUAUCUACACCUAACAAUAGGAAGCUGGCAUGUAUAACAAUUUAGAAAUAGUUGGUAAAAACUAAAUGAUGUUGCUUCAUUUAAAAAUUCUUGUAUAACUCAUGAAAAAUUUCUAUCAUUAAUAUAGAUUGUUAUAUUUUGACAGUGUGAAAUACCGACAGACGGAUUGUGGUAAGUGGUUACUGAACUAUUGGUCGUGAGUUCAAAUAUUUGUGUUGUAAACUUGGAAAUGCAUAUGACUAGCUAGCAUGAAAGUGUGUAUUGCUCUCAUUAUAUGACACAAUAGCUAGAUAUUAAGGAGAGCAACCACACAUACAAAUAAAAAAGUUUUCUAAAGUAAUCAUGCACAUAAACAGUUGGAUUUGUAGACCUUACUACUUUGUCAUAAUGGAAAAAUAGGCAUCAGAUGAAAAAUUUGUUAGCAAAAAAAAUUUUGUAAUUUACUCUAAAUUUAUAAUGAGUCUUUAAAAUAAGUUGUUUUAUUUUAUUUUAUUAUUUUCUGUUAAUAAUUCAGAAGUCUUAAAGGCCAUAGAGUGGCAGAAAUAGUAAAGUGCUGAAAUAAUAAUAAGACAAAAAUAUAAAGUUUGAGGAAAGUAGUGAUGGUCUGCAUUAGGGGGAGAAAAAAAAACCCUUAAUAAAAUUCAAAGACUGGCUCUGUCUGAAAGAUCACAUUUCACCUGUUCUAUUUAAAAAAAUUCCAUGACUCAACUAAAUACCUUGUAUUUAGUUACAUCCCUUUAUAUUCUGGGAUUGACUUUGCCUUUCAUACCUCUGGGAAUUAAUAAGCCAAGUACCAGUAAUGUUUUGUUCAGAGAAUUAAUCCCUUUUCAUACUAACUGGCCUGGAAUUGCCUCUGAUUUUAUGAUUCAAAUUAUCUAAUUCCAAAAUAUUCAUAUUUGAAUUAAUUAUAUAAAAAAGAUCCUUUCAUCAUAAUUUUAUGAAACAUUUUUUAUGCUAUGUUCCAAAAAUUAUCUUAAUAUUGGAAACGUGAUAAAAUUCCUUUUGCUAAAUUCUAGAUGGUUUUUCCAAUUAGUUGAAACACGGACUGAAUUUCAUGAGAAAUACAGUCAUGAGAGGAUUAAAUUAUUUACAAAUUUAUGGCUUGGUACCAAAUUAGAAAUCCAUUAUUAGAUAUUCUUAAAUUUUAUUUAUUUAUUUUUCAAAAUGAUUUACUUUUUUCCUUUUUAAGUCAAAUAUAUAAAAAUGAAAUCGUAAAUUAGCAAGAAUUAAAAAUAAAACAAGAGUAUAUAUUCAAAAUGAAAAUAAAUGCAUUCCACUAUGUUUUCUUUCAGCUUUUUCUCUUUUUUAAUUUUUUGUACAUUUAGCAAUGGAAGAGAUGAACAAGCUGUUUGUAAUUUAUAAACAGCAUACACUGGAAUCAAAAUGUUAAAUGGUUAAAAUGGCACACAAUGUUUGUGGCUAAGUUGCUGGACUAUUAACCAGAUGGUUUUUCAUUCAAAUCUUUCUACAGCAACUAGCUAUUAACAGUUUCUACCUCAGGAUUCACUGGUUAAUAUUAGGAAGAGCAUCCGGCUAUAUAAGUAUAUAUUCUUGGACAACAACAGCAACUGAAAAUGUCUCACUUAUGCCAGUAUAGAAAUUCUGAUGCAAAAUACCUCUCUCUUUCUUAUAUAUAUAUAUAUAUAUAUAUAUAUAUAUAUAUAUAAAAAACUACUCAUAAGAUUUUGUUUCAAAUCAGUAAAAUAUUUUCAUUUAAAAGUUAAUCAAAACUGAAAUAAUACUAAUAUCGAUUACACAGAACCAUAGCUACUUUUUUAAAUGUAAACUCUGCUUCCUGCUUUCAUGCUAUAUAACAGUUGGUUGUAAGAAAUAUCUUCAAAAGCAUUUGGCUGAAUAUUAUUAAAUGUACAAAUGUUGAAAUCUCAUUUCAUCAAACAGACAAUUCAUAGAAAAUUUAUUUAAUGCACUUCAAUUUUUCAGUAGCACCAACAGAGCUCUCAUUAUGGUUUUGCUCUCUCUCUGAGCCUCUUUGUUUAAGUACAUACAAGUCUCUGCAGCCAUGCCCACACAUAUCUUUUGAUGUGUGUGUGUACAUGUGUACUUUUUAUAUGUAUAUGUUCUGUAUGAGUAUAUGUGUAUUUAUUUCUUUAUAUUUUUGGAACCUCUCCAAUAAUGUAGCAGGCUAUUCUUUAAGAUAACCUAUUUGGUAUUUAGGCAACAAUAUUCUUGUAAAUUAACAUGUUGAACUUCAAAUAAUGUCUUACCUGUAUUUACUAACCUGCUCAUAGAUUGAAGUUUAUUAUCAUGAUUUAUUAUAUUAGCAGCAUUUUGUCUAUCUUUAUGUUGAGUUUAAAUUCCACUGAGGUUAACUUUGCCUUUCAUCCUUUUGGGGUCGAUAAAUUAAGUACCAGUGAAACACUGGGGUCAAUGUAAUCGACAAUUCCCUCCCCAAAAUUUCAGGCGUUGUGCCUAUAGUAGAAAGGAUUAUUAUUAUUAUUUGUCUUGUAUAGUGUUUGAAGGUUACUACCCAAACAUUUGGUCAUCUACUAAGUUCAAUAUGUAUGGGUACACACUAUCAGCCACAAGCUCUGAAGCAUAAUUCUUCAUUCUUCAUUUCUCUCUCUCUCUCUCUCUCUCUCUCUCACUGAAUUCAUUUUGUAUUUUCAUAUUUAUCACUGACCACCUGACUUCUAUAACUUCUACAGGUUUGGUUUUUCUAUUUUAGUUUACUACAUCAGAUUCAGAUGUGCUUAUGUUUUGUAGAAACCUUGAUUAAAACAUUCCACUGUGUGUGUGUGUGUGUGUGUGUGUGUGUGU